Molecule: messenger RNA, 3507 nt
Organism: Trichobilharzia szidati
Lineage: Eukaryota; Metazoa; Platyhelminthes; Trematoda; Strigeidida; Schistosomatidae
Source: the annotation of a GenBank genome assembly
GCAACAUACAUGGCACGCGCAAUUUGGUAGCUUGCGUUCUACCCCUGUGGUGUAACGCAAUAGAAACCAAUAUAAUGCCACUAAACAAGUUUCUUUUUCUUCUUUUUCAGAAAGAAACGUCAACGUGGCAUCACUAGAGCAAGAGGAAGAUCGGUUAUCUAAACUUGUUAUAAAUGACGAUAAGUAACUUGUACCCCGGGCUAUUCAAGCCCCGUCGUGCUUGUGGUCUGUGUGCUAUAGUGGUUUGAUGCAAAAUGUUGCAGGACGUGGUGAUUACAAAGCUCUUCUUACCAGAGAGACGAGGGAACCUCUUAUUGACAAACAUACAACAAGAGCCAACUUCGGAAGGCUCCCCCUCGCAAAUUUUAUCCGUCCCAGUUACAGAAAUUUCUGAGCCUACUCAAUCUAAUAGUCAAACUCGACUUACAAGAUCGCAAAGCGUCACCUGUUCACCACCUUACUUUACUUCAUCUGAACAUAUAACCCUCCCAGGGAAUACUUUCUACACUAGGUCAAGAGUCUCUCAGCAACCGAUUUCUAGGACGCUUAGUGGGCAUGUGAACGAGUCUAAUGGACUUGUUACAGGAAGUUCUCUACCUGCUGUAACCAGUGUCAAUGAUUCCACUCCCCUCAUCGUACCCAGUACAAUUCCUCCACGUACACCCCAUGAUUUGGCAACCUCUUCAGCUGCCAAUAGGAUUGAUGAACAAAUUAUGAAUUCUGAUUCUACUAAUGAUAAUCUCCUAUGGGGUCGUAUCUCUCGAAACUCAUCGGGAGAUUUACGAUUUCCCGGCAUAAAUUGCACUUUUAAAAGUGCUAAUUCAGUCUUGAGGCAAAUUUAUCAAUCGGCUAUGGCUCAAGACAGUUUGACUUUACAGUUACCGGCAUCCGCGAUUCAAUGUGAAAAUGAGGCAAAUAUUCGUUUAGAAAACUCACUACCAAAUUCGCUACUUAAUUCAAUUUCAAGAAAAGGUUUUUAUACUUGCCUGUGUUGCCGAUCAACAUUUACAAGCAGUGCUUUGUAUGAAGACCACCUGGAUCGUACCGUUGCUCGAAUAUUGUAUCGUUGUCAUCUCUGUCGUGCUUCUUGGACAACAACUUCACGUGAGGCGGUCAGUAUCGCUGAUGUAAAUACAAGUCAUCAUCAUCGUCCGGAGGACAACAGUAGAAAUCCUUCUGAAUCAACUAGUAGUUCUGUUGUCGCUGCUGGUAGUUCGCAUGAAGUCACGCUUGCUAUGAUCCCGACUACUACUACUAACAACAACAAUAAUAAUCAUGAAAGCGAAAUCUCCUCACGAUUUUAUUCUGUUCUGCCGGGUGGAAUUAUCAGCGCUAAUAAUAAAUGCGCCAUAUUUACUCAUUUGACAUCUGUACACCCGGAUAAAAGAAGCGAUUGGAUUCUAAGACCAUCGCUUCUUACAAUUUGUCCGUUGGUUACGCCAGCCACAUAUUUAAAUUUAGCAGCACUGACCGCCUCUACUACUACUACUACUACUACUACUACUACUACUGAUAUACAACCUUCUGAUGCAGGGAAUGAGCCAGCGCCUACACGUCAAACAUCCAAUCAACUUGUCAAAACUCAUUUGAAUGAUUUAUGUAAAUCAAGAGUUUGGAGUGAUCUUCAACAUAGUCUUAGUAUGGCUACUUGGUGGAAUGAAAAUGCUAAAGUUUCUGAUUGUGAUGAUCCGAAGGAGAUGAUUACUACUACUACUACUACUACUACUACUACUACUACUACUACUACUACUACGGCGACGACAACGAAUACUGCUGCUACUGUUGCUGCUCGUCCUCCUCUUCCUUCAUGUAGCAGCCCUAUUGAAUAUGUAAAUAAACUAUUUAAUAAUAAAUAUGUAAAGAGAAAAGCAUCAACAACAACAACUUCGGAAACUAGUGGUAUUACACCUAAUAAACGUGUGUGUCCAUCACUAAACAAAGGUGAUUGCAACAACAACAGCGUACAAGGUAGUUGUCAUCGCAUUAUUGAAGGUGUUGGUGUUAGUGCUAGUGUUGGAGGUGAUGAUAAUGACCAACUGAGUUCAACUAAUAAUUCUGCUAUUACUACUCCUUGUGUUGACGAGGGGGCGCAAGAACAGGUCAGCAGCGGCGGAGGAGGGACAUCACGUAGUUCUGAUGAUACAAAUGUUACUGAAAUGUCAGCGUUUGAUAGACCAACAAUACCAAGUGGAGUUGUAUCAUAUCCGCCUGUAUGUCAGAUAACUUAUAAGUGAGUGAUUCAGUUAUUAUUUUUCUUUUCUUUUCAAGAUAUUAUGUAUCUGUCAUUGUGGGUUAUAUAUAUAUAUUCUUUUCGACGAUUCAUUUUCAUGAGCUGUACAAUCGUAAUUAUAAUUAACAAAGAAAUCUUUAGACCAAUCAGAUAAUGGUAAAUUUUGUCCUUGGAAAAUUGUAUUACAUAAUGUAAGGUGUAAGAAGGGAUGACUAAUUGUAAGUUAGAAAGGAGACAGAAGUUGGCAUGACGUAAUAAGUGUGAGAUAGUGAAUAAUCAAUAAUCUCGUGUGAAAUGGACAGGAACUAGUGGAAAUUCAUUAUAAUAAAGGUUUUUGUAUUUCCCAAUGAAUGAAAAACAAAACGAUAUUGUUUUUACUGACGUUUCGCUAUUUAAUGCUAAUAGCUUUAUCAAAGUAUUAUUAAACCGGAAUUUACAAAAUCUCAGCAUAUAUAUAACAAACAGUUAGGGGGUGAGAAAAUAGAAAAAAUGGUUGUAGUAUCGAGAGUAAGUAUUUAGAUAGGUUGUAUGUCGGUGAGUUGGUGAAAUCUAUUACUGGUCUCAAUGGAACUGUGGGUUUAUGUAUUUUUGGUUGACCGUAGAAUCUUGAAGGUACAUAAGACUUUGGUUUUAGUUUAAACCAGAGAGGAUUUCCAAUUUUGGGUUUCAUUUCUUGAAGGACUCUGUUUGUAUUUAUUUUCAUUUUGUUGAAUUCGGCGGAUUUCUUCUUCUCUUCAAUGAGUAAGUAUGGUCCUUCAGAUAGGUGUUCGAUCGCCUUCUUUUCGUAAUCCGUUCUGUUCAUAAUCACGGUGACAUUUCCCUUGUCGGCUUUCGUUAUAACGAUGCUUUUGUCCUUCUUCAAAUUUCUUAAGGCUUCAUAUUCUUGUUUGUUGAGAUUAGAUGGUAUGUAGUACUAAAACGAGAUCUACACAAUUCAUUCCUGGAGAAAAUAAACUGUGUAUGUCCCAGAAUCCAAUUCACUUCGGAAGCAGAAUCAGACAUCGGUGAACUACCAUUUCUAGACUGCCUAGUUAAGAGAAAGGAAAACGGACAUUUUAGUAUAUCCAUAUUCAGGAAGAAAACCCACUCAAAUAAAUAUUUAGACUUCAAGUCAUCACACCCCAUCAGCGCAAAGAUUUCAGUUGUUUCAAGUCUUCUUAGACGAGCACACUCUCUGAUAACCGACGAGAAAGAAAAAGAAGAAGAAAUAUCAAACAUUACUGAAACUCUCAAGCAAAACAACUACCCAUGGAACUUCAUCAACAAAAUCAACACAG